This is a messenger RNA of Melitaea cinxia (Glanville fritillary), 1698 nucleotides long. RefSeq names its product piggyBac transposable element-derived protein 4-like. The transcript has a single exon. The coding region runs from base 1 to 1698 and encodes 565 amino acids. NCBI's taxonomy places the organism in Eukaryota, Metazoa, Arthropoda, Insecta, Lepidoptera, Nymphalidae. The record is from RefSeq and is a predicted model, not a curated record.
AUGCCUAUAAAUUAUAAUAUGACGGAUAGCGACAUUGAAGACCAGCUCUUCAGAGAUGAUAGCAGUGAUGAGGAGUACAAUUUUGAGGAUCUUGAUUUUUCAUCAGAUGACGAAGAAGAGGCCGCUGACCAGCGGCUUAUUCAGCAAAAUGCGGCUAUGGAUUUGGUGCCACUGUCGCAACUUCCGAGCCCAUCAGAAGCGUUACAACCGCCAGAAAGCGCAGCUGCAUGUACAGUAGGAUGGACCUCAACAUGCGAGUUGCGAAAUAUAGAUUUCACGAAACAGAAUGCGUUUUUCGGCAACCCUGGUACAACUCCUAUUUCAUUUUUCAACUUCUUCUUUGAAAAUGAUUUUCUCUCCAUGAUUUGCGAAAGAACUAAUGCUCAAGCUGCUAAAUUAUUAGAAAAUAAUACAACAUUAAAAAAUUCAAGAAUAAAUUAUUGGAAGGAAUUGAAUAUUCCUGAGCUAAGAAUAUUCUUGGGCUUAUUAUUUCACAUGGGAUUUAUUCAACUGUCCCGAUUACAAGACUACUGGAAAACUAACCGUUUAUUUUCAAUACCUGUCUUUGGGCAAUAUAUGAGUAGAAACAGAUAUCUGCUCAUAAUGAGAUGUCUCCACUUCAGCUCAGAGACAGGGAAUGAAACAGACCCACUAUUCAAAAUACGCUCCAUGAUUGACUAUUUCAAUAAUAAAAUGGAUAGUUGUUAUUAUCCUGCCAAAGAAUUGUCUUUAGACGAAAGUAUGGUGCUAUGGAGAGGGCGUCUUAAAUUUAGACAAUAUAUCAAAAAUAAAAGACAUAAGUAUGGAAUAAAACUGUAUAUGCUGACUGAACCAGAUGGUCUCAUUCUCAAGUUUCGUGUUUAUGCAGGAAAUCAAGACAUUGAAGUGGCAGGAAAAGGACACGCGCAAAAAGUAGUGAUGCAAUUGAUGGAAAAGUAUCUUGAAAACGGACACUCAUUGUAUAUGGAUAAUUAUUACAAUAGCUUCCGCUUAGCAAAGUGUCUUUUAGAACAUAAAACAUACUGUACUGGAACCUUACGUAAAGAUUUGAAGGAAAAUCCACGGGAAGUGUAUCAAGAAAAACUGAAAAAAGGUUUCAAUAUAUCGCGAUUUCAAGAAAAUGUACACAUCGGAAAAUGGAAAGACAAACGCCCACUGAUGUACAUCACCACAGAAUAUACAGACAGAAUGGUGCCAGUUGCCAAUAAACGUGGCCAGAUCAGUGAAAAGCCAGAAGCCAUUGCAAAAUAUAAUGAGUUUAUGUCUGGAGUUGAUAGACAAGACCAGUUGCUCGCAUUUUAUCCAUGUGAAAGAAAAACACUUCGUUGGUAUCUCAAGUUAGCAAUCCAUACCUUUCAACUUCUCUUUUUAAACUCAUACAAAAUGUACAAUAAAUAUUCUGGUAAACCGAAAAUGACACUCUAUGAUUACCGUUUAUCUGUGAUAAAUGAGCUGUUACCCGAAAAAAAUACUACAGUCGUUGCUGGUUCAAGCAGAGCAAGAAAUAGUCGAGAAGUGCUGCACAAAAUAAGUAAAAUUACUGAAAGAAAUUCCAAAGGAUUUGUCAAGCGUAAAAUGUGCCGAAUGUGCUCGAAAGCGCAAAAAAAACGCAAAGACUCUAUGUGGCAUUGCGAAAUGUGUCAUGACAAACCUGGUCUUUGCUUUGAAUGUUUCGAUGAAUACCAUUUAUCAAUUUAA